CCCCCCCUUUUUUUUGUUUUUUCUCCCAUCCUCCCUCCUAACCCGGCGAGCGGCCAGGGGAUAAAAUUACUUCUGACCUUCCCGGGGGGGGGGGGGGAACCACCAGCAGCACCCGCCUGUGCGUGUCCCCCCCUUUUUUAAAAAAAAAAAAUGGAGGAAAAAUCACCCAAAAUUCCAGCUUCGGUCCCCCAAUUUACCAACUGCCCCACCAUGGUGAUCCUGGUGGGGUUGCCGGCUCGGGGGAAGACCUACAUCUCUCGUAAGCUCACUCGUUAUCUUAAUUGGAUCGGCACCCCGACACGGGUGUUUAAUGUGGGGCAGUACCGGCGCGAAGCCGUGCAGAGCUACAAGAGUUACGAGUUUUUCCGUCACGAUAACGAGGAGGCCAUGCAAAUCCGCAGGCAAUGCGCGCUGGCUGCCCUUAAGGACGUCCGUACCUACCUGAGCUCUGAGGAGGGGCAAGUGGCGGUGUUCGAUGCCACCAACACCACGCGGGAACGCCGGGCUCUGAUCCUGCAGUUCGCAAAGGAGAAUGGCUAUAAGGUUCUCUUCGUCGAGUCCAUUUGCGACGACCCCGCCAUCAUCGAGGAGAACAUCAAGCAAGUGAAGCUGAGCAGCCCCGACUACAAGGGCUGCGCGCAGGAGGAGGUGGUGGCCGAUUUCCUCCAGCGCAUCGAGUGCUACAAAGCCACCUACGAGCCCCUGGAUGAGCAGCUGGACAGCGGGUUGUCCUACAUCAAGAUUUUCGACGUGGGGGUGCGGUACCUGGCCAACCGGGUGCAGGGUCACGUCCAGAGCCGCACCGUCUACUACCUGAUGAACAUCCACGUCACCCCCCGCGCCAUCUACCUCAGCCGUCACGGCGAGAGCCAGCUCAACCUGUGGGGACGCAUCGGGGGGGACUCGGGGCUCUCGCCCCGGGGGAGGCAGUACGCCCAGGCCCUGGCCCAGUUCAUCCGCAGCCAGAGCAUCCGGGAGCUGAAGGUCUGGACCAGCCACAUGAAACGAACCAUCGAGACGGCCGAAGCCCUGGGGGUUCCCUACGAGCAGUGGAAAGCCCUCAACGAGAUCGACGCCGGCGUCUGCGAGGAGAUGACCUACGAGGAGAUCCAGGAGCGCUACCCCGAAGAAUUCGCCCUGCGGGAUCAAGAUAAAUACCGCUAUCGCUACCCCAAAGGCGAGUCCUACGAGGACCUGGUGCAGCGGUUGGAGCCCGUCAUCAUGGAGCUGGAACGGCAGGAGAACGUGCUGGUCAUCUGCCACCAAGCUGUCAUGCGCUGCCUGUUGGCUUAUUUCCUGGAUAAAAGCGCGGACGAGCUGCCGUACCUCAAGUGUCCCCUACACACCGUCCUCAAGCUGACCCCCGUGGCUUACGGGUGUGAGGUGGAAUCCAUCUUCCUCAACGUGGAAGCGGUCAACACCCACCGCGAGCGACCCCAGAAUGUCGAUAUCAGCCGCCCUCCGGCCGAAGCUCUGGUCACUGUCCCCAAGCAUUAUUGAGGGGUCAUCCGUUCCCCCCCCCCAAUUAAUCCUCACGUUAACGAAGCGACAAAGGCGGAGAUUGAGGGGCUGCACCCCAAAAAGGUGCUUUUAUUUAGGGGGGGGGUUAGGGGGUGGCCUCAGCCUCGGUGUAUUGGCUCGUCCAGAAUGUGGGGUCCUUCCCUUGGAUCUGGGGGGGCACAAGGGGGAAAGGGGGGAGGUCAAAUGGAGCCCCAGGGCCCCCCAAAACCCGGGGCCACCCCCCCCAAAAACGGCCUCACCU
This is a messenger RNA of Grus americana (Whooping crane), 1762 nucleotides long. It is a transcript of the gene PFKFB1, whose product is annotated as 6-phosphofructo-2-kinase/fructose-2,6-biphosphatase 1. The coding region runs from base 151 to 1500 and encodes 449 amino acids. Gene Ontology annotation, biological process: fructose metabolic process; fructose 2,6-bisphosphate metabolic process. The record is from RefSeq and is a predicted model, not a curated record. Gene Ontology annotation, molecular function: 6-phosphofructo-2-kinase activity; ATP binding; fructose-2,6-bisphosphate 2-phosphatase activity. Gene Ontology annotation, cellular component: cytosol; 6-phosphofructo-2-kinase/fructose-2,6-biphosphatase complex. NCBI's taxonomy places the organism in Eukaryota, Metazoa, Chordata, Aves, Gruiformes, Gruidae. The transcript has 14 exons.